AUGCCUAUCCGUGCCCACUGCACCAUCUGUUCCGACUUCUUCGACAACCAGCGGGAUGUGGCUGCCGUGCCCUGCGGGCAUACCUUCCACCACGCCUGUCUCACACAGUGGUUUGACACAGCACCAAGCCGGACAUGCCCGCAGUGCAGAAUCCAGGUCAGCAAAAGACACAUCAUCAAUAAGCUAUUUUUUGAUGUUGUCCUGGAGGAGCAGACAGCACCGGAUGCAGAGACCUUGCAGAAUGAACUGGACAAGGUGAAGGCUCAGCUCUCCAUGAAAGAGAAAGAGAAGCGGGAGUGCCAGGCUCUUGUGGAUGAGCUGAGGGACACUCUGGAUCUGCGCAAUGCCACGAUAGAGUCGCUCCAGAAGGUGCUGGGAGAGACAGAGAUGCUGUGCUCCUCUCUCAAGAAGCAGAUGAAAUUCCUGGAGCAGCAGCAGGAGGAUAACAGAAGCUCAAAGGAGGAGGCCCGCCGCCUGCGGAACAAGCUGAGAACCAUGGAGCGGAUUGAGCUGUUGCUUCAGAGUCAGCGCCCCGAAGCAGAGGAGAUGAUCAGAGAGAUGGGAGUCGGGCAGGCAGCGGUGGAGCAGCUUGCAGUCUACUGUGUCUCACUGAAAAAGGAAUAUGAGAACUUGAAGGAGGCUCGGAAGAUGUCUGGUGAGAUGACAGAGAAGCUGAAGAAGGAGCUUCUUUCUGUCAAUAACAAGCUGCAGAAAACAGUUUCGGAGUUGAAGAAGACAGAGGAGGAGUUGAAAAGCACCCAGAAGGAUCUGAAGAAUGCAGACAAGGAGAUCUUGAGUUUGAAGAAGAAGAUAGACAUCUUGCAGGAUAGUCUGAAGGUCCCAUCUGUAACCAGUGAGACACUCAGUCGACUAGUCUUUGAAAGCCCUGCUCCCAUGGGACUGCAGCCCCCGAAGCUCCACCACCCAACCAACAGCGAUGAGAUCGAUCUAGACGCUACCUUUGAUGUGGACACUCCUGAACAUGAGCCCUGCAGGUCUCCCUUGAGACCUGCAAAAAGGAGGAAGAUGGAUAAAAAGCUGCCUCCGGUGGUAAAUCUGGCAAAGAAAGUUCUGAAGGAAAAAGUGGAGAACUGGGCAGAUGAUCUGGAGGAUGAUGCUCUUCAAGGACUCUUGCCAGCAUUCAUCAGGAACUCUGUUCUCUCCAAGAAGCCAUCUUCGGGUAGCUUCCUGGGUCCCCACAAGAACACCGGCACUGUGAGGAUGGGAUAUGAUGGCAUGGGAGGCAGAACAAAGUUCAUACAACCUACAAACCUGGCAGAAAUCCGUCCAUUAGCAGGGAGGACCAAAAAGAAGGUCUCCAGGCCAGCAUCUACAGCUCCUUCCACAUCUUCUGCCAGCAGCAGCCAAGCCAGACUAGACAGUUUCCUGCAGUGAGAGCCCCUUCCCUUCCCAGGGCACUGCUGGGCAAGGCAGCUGCAUGGCAGAGUGCAGUUGCCCAGAGCCUGGCACAAAGCAACAUACAACCACCACUAUGUGGGGGACUAUUUGCAAAGCAUUGACGCUGUGCUGGGGUGAGAUGAGCUGCCUCAGAGAGAAUCCUGGCCUUGCAGCAAGCCAGCAGGAGACCAAGCCUCUGGCUAGUGCUUGGAGUGAUUUACUCCCUUUGUUUUACUACUUCUUCCUCCUGUUUUCAUGCAGUUUUAACACUUUUCUCAUCUUCUGGCCAUCCCAGAGCUCUGCAGUUGGGCUCUCUGACACCAGGUGGAACUGCACUUCUUGGAUGCAGCUGCAAGCUCGAGGUAUAGGAAGGGCAUCUGGGAUGUCGGUCUGGAGUGAGAGCAGGGAAUAGAGACCUGAACUGGCUCUAUGCCUGCUGUAGAUAGUUCCAAGAGUUUCCUGGAGGAAGCAGCAUGCCCAAGGGCGUCCAUGCCCAGCAUUGCUAGAGGGUGGCUGUUCAUCAAAUAAAACAUCUUCCUUCUGCUGCAGGCUUGGGGAGACUCACAGACAAGCCUGGGAGAUGUUCUGCCUUUCCCUGGUGUGGCCCAUGAAGUCCACUGCAUUUUUUCACAGGCUUGGCACUGAAAUCACUGAUGUGAGGAGGAUGUGGAGGGUCACCCCCUGUGCUGCCUGUAAAGUGGGAGAUGAAUGUGCUGGUGUGACCUCUGUUCUGAGCAUGUGUUGUGAGACUUGAUUGUAUGAAUUU
Dryobates pubescens (Downy woodpecker) is the source of this 2164-nucleotide messenger RNA. RefSeq names its product TRAF interacting protein (gene TRAIP). The transcript is spliced from 15 exons. Gene Ontology annotation, molecular function: zinc ion binding. Bases 1 to 1395 code for a protein of 464 amino acids. The record is from RefSeq and is a predicted model, not a curated record. NCBI's taxonomy places the organism in Eukaryota, Metazoa, Chordata, Aves, Piciformes, Picidae.